AUGUCGUCCGUUGCGGGGCAGGGUCUCGGUUCCUCCAAGGCAGCCAACUCCUCGAAUCUCUCCUCCUCUCCGGCGUCCUUCCAGUCUGCCCCCGCAUCGGCCGACAGUGGUUCUCAACGACGCCCAGGAGGCUCCGGCAGCUUUGGCGCUGGUUCCACGUCGAGGCAGGUUUCGUCUGCGAAGAAUAACCAGCCUCGCAAGAAUCAACACAAGCGGCAUCGGCGCCCGGCUCUGGCGAAUGAGGAUGCCUAUACCGAGUCUGUCGUCAUGAGGUCGACAACGAGCCGCAAAGGACAGACGUCCAUUACCCAUCUGAUGAACUUCUUGCUGCCUCCGCGGCCACAGUACCACCCUCCCCCCCGCAACACCCGGCGCAAUCCGACCUGGGGGCUAGGUUCGGGAUACCACGCGGUGGACAAGGCUCGAUACGUGCACGCCAACUACCGGUUCAUUGUCAAUCCGAAGCAUAGCUACCAUGCGCAAGCGGCCAACGCCGACGUGUAUCUGGACUGGAAUUGCGUCCUCCAGGUCCUAGCGUCCGCCCAAACCCAAGCGGCGAGCUGCCCCAUCUGUUUGUCGAUGCCCGUCGCGCCUCGAAUGGCGAAAUGCGGUCAUAUCUUCUGUUUCCCGUGCCUGAUCCGCUAUAUGCAUUCCACCGACGACGAGAAUCCCGUCCCGGAGAAAAAGCCCCGCUGGAAGAAAUGUCCCAUCUGUUGGGACACCAUCUUCAUCUCUGACACUCGGCCCGUCCGGUGGUUCACUGGCCAAGAGGGCGAGCUUCCCGUCGAAGGUGGCGACGUGGUGUUGCGGCUGGUAAAACGGCAACCGGGGAGCACGCUGGCACUCCCUCGUGACGGGGCGGAAGAGCUAGGACCGGACGAAGACGUCCCGUGGUAUCACGCGGCAGAAGUGGCAGACUAUGCUCGGAUUAUGAAGGGCGGUGAAGAUUACAUGAUGGCUCAGUAUGAUGCCGAGAUUGAGGAUCUCAAACGGCAGGAACAAGAGGAUGAGCUCCUAUAUGGUGACGAUACGACGUGGACGCAAAAAGCCAUUAGCAGCAUCAAUGAGGCCAAGGAGAAGAUCCGAGGGAUUGGCAAUCCACCGGAUAUCGUGCGGGCAGAGAAGAAGCCGCCUCGCGAUCCCAUCCGCUUCGAGCCACCGCCGGACGGUGUGCCUGACAUGUACGUGUACCAGCAUUCUGUCAAGUCAGGCCAAACUUCGUCCUCGACCGAAUCCAUGUCUACGUCCAGCACAACGGCAGAUCCGUCCAACGCACCCCCCGCAUCAGGCGAUACCGAGGAGCUUUCUAGUGCCAUGAGCGAUUUGAAGGUGGGCGCCAACUCUGAAGCGGGGUCCAGACGGAAGGAUAAAGGCGCCGUCAGCGCCUCGAAAACAGCGGAUCGUGCGCGAGACAACACAAGCUCGCAUGGCGAUCAGCCGUAUUAUUUCUACCAAGCUUUGCCGCACUUCUACCUCUCUCCGCUCGACAUUCGCAUCCUGAAGGCGGCAUUUGGGGAUUACUCGCUAUUUCCCGCCACAAUUCUCCCGCGGGUGGAGCAUAUAUCUACUGGACAUAUUGUGGAUGACGAGCUGCGGAAACGAGCCAAAUAUCUGGGCCAUCUACCCUAUGGUUGUGAGGUCAACUUCCUGGAAUGUGACUGGACUGAUCUCGUCAGUCCGGAGAUCCUGGAACGCUUUCGCCCCGAGACGGAGAAGAGGAGGCGACGCAACCGGGAGAAGGCUGCCAGGGAAGAGAAGGAGCGGAUCCGGGCGGAAAAGGAGGAAGAGGAGAAGCGCUGGGCGGCCGCUCGUCGCCGGCGACCCAGCUACGGGACCGUGGAGCGGCCGUUCACCGACGACGACUUCCUGCCUCUGUCCGGGUCGGCCGCGGCGGCAGCAGAUUCGGGUGAUACGAAUGCGCCGGCGACGUCGCCUCCAUCGCCGUCCCGGAUGCAGUCGCGGUUCGGUGCCCUCGCGUCGCCUUCGACCAGCCCGCCAGGCCCUAGGACGGUGUGGGGCACGGCCGCAGUUGCACCCAGCUCGCCGCCUCCUCCAUCGAGACCCGUCAACGACGGGUGGCUUCAGGGCUGGGAGGAGGAGCUGCUGGGGCAGCAAGAGAAGGAAUUGGUCGCCCAGGCCAUGGGAGAGGGUUCUGCCACUCCGUCGGGUGGCCGCAAGAAGAAGAACAAGAAGAUCACGUUGAUGUCGACCAACAUCCAGCGGGGCGCAUGA
Molecule: messenger RNA, 2232 nt
Organism: Rasamsonia emersonii CBS 393.64
Lineage: Eukaryota; Fungi; Ascomycota; Eurotiomycetes; Eurotiales; Trichocomaceae
Product: RING finger domain protein (Rnf10)
Exons: 2
Coding region: 1-2232 (743 amino acids)
Biological process (GO): positive regulation of transcription by RNA polymerase II
Molecular function (GO): transcription cis-regulatory region binding; metal ion binding
Source: RefSeq, a predicted model, not a curated record